AUGGGUUCUAAAAGUGCAGAGAAACCUCAUGCCCUGUGCAUUCCAUAUCCAGCACAAGGCCACAUUAACCCCAUGAUGCACCUUGCCAAGCUUCUCCUUGCUAGAGGCUUUUACAUAACUUUUGUCAACACUGAAUUUAACCAUGAGCGUGUUACUAGUUCAGCAGGAGCUAUCGAAUUGAAGCAUUUAGAGGAUUUUAACUUGGAAUCGAUCACUGAUGGCUUGCCACCGGACGAUUGCCGGACCCAAGAAAGCCUUUUCGAUGCAACAACGAAGUAUUUCUUGAGUCCUUUCAAGGAUCUGGUUUCAAAACUCAAUGGUUCCAUGGAAGUCCCUCGGGUUCCAUGCAUAAUUUCCGAUGGCCUUCGGAACUUUACACAGCAAGUUGUAGAAGAGAAUGGGAUCCCAAGGAUUUCUCUGUGGACGACGAGUACUUGUGGUUACUGGGGAUUCUUGCAGUACCCGGAGAUCAUCGAAAGAGGAAUCCUGCCUUUCAAAGUUGUGGAUUGGAUACCUGGCAUGCCGAAUAUCAGUCUAAGAGAUUUACCCUCCUUUAUUAGGACAACCAUUCUUAGUGAUAUCGUGCAACAAUUUUGCAAGGUUAAAUGCCGUGAUGCCCUCAAAGCUUCAGCUCUCAUUCUUAACACAUUCGAAGAUUUAGAGAAACCUGUUCUCGAUGCCAUGAGAGAAAGAAUCUCAUGCCCAUUCUAUACAAUUGGCCCUGUUGUAAGCUUUAGCCAAAGUGAAUCCAAUGUCCACUUAAACUCAGUUUCAAGGAGUCUUUGGAAAGAAGAGGAUGCUUGUAUAGAAUGGCUCAAUGACAAGGAACCUAAGUCAGUUCUCUAUGUGAAUUGUGGCCGUUUGGCAAUUUUAACACCCAAUCAAAACAAUGAGUUUGCCUGGGUUCUUGCUAAUAGCCAAAGACCAUUCAUAUGGGUCAUUCGCGACGAUCUUCACGUUUGCAAUGAAUUGGGCAUUGGUAUGGAGAUAAACAAUGAUGUUAAGAGGGAGGAUGUGGAAGAAUUGUUGAGGGAAUUGAUGGGAGGAGAGAAGGGUAAAGAGAUGCAGUUAAAGGCCAAGAAAUGGAUGGAAAGCUCAAAAACUGCUCUUCAAUUUGGAGCUUACUUUAGAGCUAGAACUCAAUGCGGCUCUGGUGUUGCUGCUCCUGCUGCAACAAUGGAAGAAACAAGUUGCGAAUUGUGGGUUCUCUGUCUCUUGUAUAAAUAUAGAGAAAAAAUGAAGUAG
Messenger RNA from Amborella trichopoda, 1245 nucleotides. Lineage: Eukaryota; Viridiplantae; Streptophyta; Magnoliopsida; Amborellales; Amborellaceae. The record is from RefSeq and is a predicted model, not a curated record.